AUGAGAUGUCUGCUGAUAUUGCUGUUUUUGGCGUCGGUGGCGCUCGCCUCGUUCUACAAAAACAGCCCCGUCGUGGAAGCCAAGGGUAACUUGGGCCCGGUGCUCAAGUCCAACAAAACCUCCAUUGUGGAGUUCUAUGCUCCAUGGUGCGGACACUGUCGAAACCUGUUGCCCGAGUACGUCAAGGCCAGUAAGGGUCUGCGAGGUCUCGCCAACGUAGUCGCCGUUGACUGUGAUCAGGAGAUCAACAAACCCGUAUGUGCCCAAUGGAAGGUCCAGGGUUUCCCCACCCUCAAGAUCUUCCGACCCUUCAACGAUCCCAAGACCGGAAAGAAGAUGCGGCCCAUGGUUGAGGACUACAAGGGUCCUCGGGAGGCCGCUACCAUAGUCAAGGAGGUUUCUGGUCGAAUCAAGAACCUAACAAAGCGUCUCUCUAGUGUCGCUGACCUGAAGAGUCUGAUGGAGAGCACCGAAGAGGACGUCCACCACAUACUGUAUCUUCCCGCUACCACCAAGAAGCUCGUUCAGGUUCCUCCCGUGCUUAAGGCCAUCGCAAUUGACUUUGUCGAUACGGCCAAGGUCUCCUUCGCUCCCGGAAAGGCGGUGCCUGAUAUUGUCAAGCAUCUCCAGCGAGAGUACCCUUCUCUGUCCAAGCUGGACACCACCAAGAGCCAGAUUGUGCUGCUCAAAAAGGGCUACCAUCCUGCGUCUUCCAACAAGGACAUGUCUCACGAGGGCAUCCUCAAGUUCGUUAACCAGUACGUUAUCAUUCGAGAGGGCAAGAACCGAAACGCUCCUGCUAAGAAGACUCUCAAGGAGUUCAUCGUCGAGUCCGACGUCCCCGAUCUCACUACCGACAAUGACUCUGUUGACGAGGAGGAUGAGAUUCUUACUGAUGCCAAGGACGAUAUUGAGGUCGAGAUUGUGGAGCAGGUUGAGGAAGUCACCCAGGAGGAGGCCGCUGCCCAACCCGAUACCGAUACCGACGAUACUGAGCCCGAGCCUCUUAUGGCAGAUUCACCUUCUGAUUCCGACUCUGACACCGAUUACGAUGCUGAUACUGAGGAGAUCGAGGACGAAAAGCCCUCCAAGAUCACUCCUACUCCAGAGCAGAUCAACCUCAACGGCGGACCAGAGCACCAGAAGGCCCAGAUUCAGUCAAUUAUUGACAGGUACGGAGGAGAGGAGAAACACCCUCGACAGGCCUCUCGAAUCUACUCCUUCGCCGAGCUGCGAGAUGCUUGUCUCAAGUCCGACUCUCCCACAUGUGUUAUCAUGUCCACUUCUCCUUACAGCUUUCAGACCGACUUGCUGACGAUCCACAAGGCUGCCCGACAUGCCAGUGACGACACCUACAAGAAGGUCAAGUUUGUCUACUUUGUGGACAUCACUGACGAGCUCGAGAGGCUUGCCGAGGAGCUUGGAAUGGGCCCUUACACAUACAUGAAGCCUCCAGCUGACGCCAAGGGCGGAAAACACCAUCUUCAUGAGGGAUCUUAUGUCCUUCUGGAUAUCCACAAAAACAAGGUCUACAAGAUGCCCAGUUCUAUCGUUAAGAACGACGGCAACAUUGUCAACUUCGCCACCAAGGGCUACAAGAAGGUGGAUGGCAAGAAGCUUCCUCCCAGAUACAGAUUUGAGUACUCUGACCGGGACGAGUUGUAA
Molecule: messenger RNA, 1665 nt
Organism: Yarrowia lipolytica CLIB122
Lineage: Eukaryota; Fungi; Ascomycota; Dipodascomycetes; Dipodascales
Biological process (GO): response to endoplasmic reticulum stress
Cellular component (GO): endoplasmic reticulum lumen
Molecular function (GO): protein-disulfide reductase activity
Source: RefSeq, a predicted model, not a curated record